Molecule: messenger RNA, 723 nt
Organism: Exophiala aquamarina CBS 119918
Lineage: Eukaryota; Fungi; Ascomycota; Eurotiomycetes; Chaetothyriales; Herpotrichiellaceae
Exons: 2
Coding region: 1-723 (240 amino acids)
Biological process (GO): negative regulation of MAPK cascade; protein dephosphorylation
Cellular component (GO): cytoplasm
Molecular function (GO): MAP kinase tyrosine/serine/threonine phosphatase activity; protein tyrosine/threonine phosphatase activity
Source: RefSeq, a predicted model, not a curated record
AUGUUUGCUCCAUCCCGGCCUGGCCACAAGCGCAGUAACCUGAAAGCCAUCUCCUUCCCGAGGGCAAUUCUUGAAUCUCAAGCACCAGCACUGCGAUCAAAGACAACCAAGCAAAAAAUGGCAUCAACCACAUGCGCCCCUUUGUUUCCAGACCAGAUCAUGCCUGGUAUUUACAUCUCCGAGACUGAAAUCUUGAUGAACAGCAUCCAAACAGCUCAAGCUGUUCUAAGUCCGAACUACCAGGCACCGAAUCGGCCCAGAAUCCGAUACAUCCUGUCCCUGCUCAAUGCAGAGCACCAACAGCCGAAGAUGACGCCUGGCCAGGAAUCUGACUUUGUCCUAAAGCUCAUCUUGCUUCGUGACAGCAGCACGGAGGAUCUGCUUCAAGCUCUGGGCGAAGCUUGUGAGUUCAUCAAGUCAAGCCUUGCGAAGAAGGAUGGUGGUGUCCUCAUCCACUGUCACCAAGGCGUCUCCCGCUCUGCUUCUGUUGUCACAGCUUUCGUCAUGGAAGAAAUGGAUCUGGAAUACGACACAGCCCUUCGAUAUGUAAGGGGGAGACGGCCCAAAGUCAAUCCGAACAAGGGAUUUGCUGUCCAACUGGAAAUGUGGCGUCGUCUCCGAUACACCAUCCGUGAGGAGAGUGGUGACUUCAAGAAGGAAUACACCGACUUCAGAUCUGCGAAGAAUAUUGGGGACGCAAAAGCGGAGGCAACAAAAUGGUAG